CCACUUUGAUCUCCUACCUACAUCAAUUCUGCGCUCAGAGUAAAUCGUCGCCAUGCAUGAGCUCAACAUGAAAUCCAAAUAUGAGAAUAUGAAAAUCAUUUACAAUCGCAGCAAAUUUGGUUGGUACUGGGCGCCACUGUUUGUUGCAUUUUGGUUUCUACUCUUCUACCUCACCGUCAUACCCAGCUACCACAGCUAUCCCGAUCUGCUAACAAUUGAAGACGAAGUCACACAACCGGGCCGUUUUAUUGGCGCACGCGCUGAGAGUACGCUAUUGCGGCUCACCAAGAUCGGUCCCAAGGUGGUGGGCAGCGCUGCCAAUGAACAAACAGCCGUAAAUUUUCUACUCAGCGAAAUUAGCAAAAUAGUGCAGGACUCACGCACAGAUCUCUACGAUAUUGAACAGGAUGUGCAAAUUGCUUCAGGCAACUAUGUUCUCUGGCAAAUGGUGAACACCUAUCAGAGCAUACAAAAUGUGGUGGUUAAGUUAACGCCGCGUGGCACAAAUAGUACGUCCAGUUUGCUGAUCAACAGUCAUUACGACUCGGUGCCAGGUAGCUCGGGUGCGGGCGAUUCGGGUGCUAUGAUUGUCAUCAUGUUGGAGACGUUGCGUGUACUUUCGAAAUAUGAGACACCACUGCAGCAUUCGAUUGUAUUCCUAUUCAAUGGUGCCGAGGAAAACCCCCUGCAGGGAUCACAUGCUUUCAUAACGCAACACAAAUGGGCACGCAAUGUCAAAGCUCUCAUAAAUUUGGAUUCAGCAGGCUCUGGUGGACGCGAAAUUUUGUUCCAGUCCGGGCCAGACCAUCCGUGGCUAAUGAACUAUUACGGUAAACACAUCGUACAUCCUUAUGCCUCGACCAUCGGCGAAGAGUUGUUCCAAAAUGGCUUUGUGCCUUCGGAAACUGACUUUAGGAUAUUCAGAGAUUUUGGAAAUAUACCUGGUUUGGAUAUGGCUCACACGCUCAACGGCUUUGUCUACCACACAAAGUAUGAUCGCUUCAAUCUCAUACCACGCAAAUCAUAUCAACUCACUGGCGAUAAUGUUUUAGCGCUGGCAAAAGGUUUGGCUAAUGCGCCUGAAAUGGAAGACCCGUCGCAAUACGCGGAAGGUCAUACCAUCUUCUUCGAUGUGCUUGGCUGGUUCAUUGUCUACUACUCCGAAACAACUGGCAUUAUAAUAAAUGUCGUGGUGUGUGUUGUAGCCAUUAUCACUAUACUGGCCUAUAUCUGGAAUAUGGCACACCAGACAGGCAUGUUUCGUCGUCGCGUCUUUAUCAAAUUCGGUAUUUUAUUGGGCAUACAAUUCGCGGCUGUGCUGCUGGCCAUUUUGCUGACAGGCACUAUUGCGAUUUUUUUGGAUUCUGUUGGCUUAUCCAUGGCGUGGUUCUCACAGACGUGGAUGGUUUUCGGUUUGUACUUUUGCCCGAUGUUCUUUAUGAUGGGCUUGUUACCGGCCAUCUACUUAAGUCGCACGAAGGAGCAUGGUUUGCCAUUGGGCUAUGCCAUACAGCUCAUCAUGCACGCACACUGCCUGAUUUUGACUGUGUUUUGCAUAGUAAUGAUCUCAUUCAAUACCCGCUCAGCAUUCGCAUUAAUGCUUUGCAUUGCCUUCUAUGUAUUGUCGGUGAUCCUGAAUAUGAUCACUUGCUUCCACAAGACAACUUUCCUCUGGCUCAUACCACACACAGUCUGUCAGAUACUGCCCUUUCUCUUCUACUCUUACUGCGCCUAUGCUUUCUAUGUUAUUUUCAUACCGAUGCAGGGCCGUGACGGCGCCAAUACAAAUCCUGAACUUAUGAUUGGUGGAUUUACAGUGUUGGCGUGCUUGCUUUUGGCGCCCUUCUUGGUGCCACUUUUAUGCCUGUUCCGCAAAUCGAAGAUCAUCAUCUCUACGUUCGGUGUGAUUUGCUUGAUAUUCAUUAUAUUAGCCGCUACUCCGGUUGGCUUUCCCUAUCGGGAGCGCGAUGCACCACAGCGUUUCUAUGUUGCUCACACGACGCGCACCUUUCACGAUGCCGAUUCUGCGAUGUCGGUCCGCUACAACGAUUCUGGCUACUAUGUCGUGCCUGUUGAUCGUCAUCCCCACUCUGUCGAUUACUUGUUCGAGAAUAUGAAUCUAACCAAAUCCAGCAGACUGGGCGUGAGUUGUGACACGGAAUUGAUGUGCGGCUAUCCAAUCUAUAGUACGCGCUGGUUGGGCUGGCGUGGUCAGAGUUAUUGGAUUGAUGGUCCAGCACCCAGAGCAGGUGGUUGGCCGCAGAUGAGAAUCCUGAGCAAAGAACGGAUAUCAUUGACGAAUCUGAUUAUAAGUCUAGAGAUUUCGGGUCCUGAUCACAUGAGCGUUUUCAUAGAUCCCAUGAAUGACACUAAGCUGGUGGAUUGGUCAUUUGAUCGUACGCCAAUUAAGGAUAACUUUGAGGCGCCAUACUUUAUAUAUCUUUCAUAUGCCUUGGAUCCGGCGCCGUUCCGAUUUCAUUUGGAAUUUGAGCAUGACAGCGCCGAUUGGUCAGGAACGACUUUUGACAUUGGCGUUAUAGGCCAUAAAAUUCACGACGAUAUCUCCAACACCGACGACUUUCGUGAUUUCGUAGCUGAAUUCCCAGCCUGGUCGACAGUGAGCGCUUGGACGAGCUCUUACGAGAGUUGGCGAUUAUAAAAAUAUGAAUUGAAACGAUGAUGAUGAUGAGCUGAAGAUGAUGGAUAUGGAGAUGAUUAUGAUGUUGAUUUAAAUGAUGAUGAAGCUGAUGGAUAUGGAGAGGAUGAUGAUGUUGAUUAAUAUGUUGAUGAUGAUGCUGAUUUAGAUGAUGAUGAAGAUGAUCCUGAUCAAAUCCUGAACUAUUAUUCUUUAUGGAUGCCAUAGCUUUAAUAUAAAAAUUACUAUGACGUUUGGAAUAAACUAUAUUUUUUAAGGGAAUGUAAACCAACGAACAAAGUGUUUGAAAAUUUCUUUUGUGAAAUUUAUUAUUUUGCAGAGGAAAGUAAGAACGCCGAUAUAUACAUUUAUAUAUUUAUAUAAGCAAUAUUUCUAAGACUUUUUGUUGUAUAUUUUUAAUUUUGUAAAAAAAUAUUUAUUAUUCGAUGUAUUAGUUUUUAAAAUUUGUACUAAACGCAGUUAU
Molecule: messenger RNA, 3119 nt
Organism: Anastrepha ludens (Mexican fruit fly)
Lineage: Eukaryota; Metazoa; Arthropoda; Insecta; Diptera; Tephritidae
Product: endoplasmic reticulum metallopeptidase 1
Exons: 10
Coding region: 53-2659 (868 amino acids)
Biological process (GO): proteolysis
Molecular function (GO): metalloexopeptidase activity
Source: RefSeq, a predicted model, not a curated record